This is a messenger RNA of Polypterus senegalus (gray bichir), 2266 nucleotides long. Its product is annotated as perforin-1-like. The record is from RefSeq and is a predicted model, not a curated record. Gene Ontology annotation, cellular component: membrane attack complex. The transcript has 3 exons. Lineage: Eukaryota; Metazoa; Chordata; Cladistia; Polypteriformes; Polypteridae. Gene Ontology annotation, biological process: immune response. Bases 21 to 1739 code for a protein of 572 amino acids.
UCACAGCAACUAGUACAUCUAUGGCUUCCCAGACUCUUCUGAUUUUUCUCUUUACUCUCCUAAACAUCACAUCUUCCCAUCGUCUUAUGGUUUCCGAGGCUUUGGGUUCUGGGGAAGAAUGCACGAGGGCUGAAUUUGUUCCUGGUCAUAACCUUGCAGGAGAAGGGUUCGAUGUUCUCACAAUGGAGCACAAGAAGGCGUACGUCAUCGACAUGGAGGAAUUCCUGCACCCAAAUAAAACGUGCGUCCUCAAGAAAAACAACUUUUUGAAUGGUAAAGAACAAAAGCUGCCCCUUUCAAUGGUUGAUUGGCGCACCAUGCAAAAAUGUAGUCAUUCACUAACGAGUUCUGCCUAUUCGUCCAGUGAGGCCCUGGCAAAGGAAACUGCAAGUAAUAUUCAAAAUAACUGGACAUUAGGACUGUCAGUGGAACAUCCAAAGGCCGAGGGGUCUGUUCAGCUAGCUGGGAGACACUCUAAAAUGAACAAGUACUUCUCAGACAAAUCCAAACAAGACAAGAUGACGUUCAUCAUUCAGAAGAUAUUCUGUGAGUAUUACAGUUACAGGUUGGUUUCUGAUCCCCCGCUUGAUAAAUAUUUCUUAAAUGAUAUUGAGAAGCUUCCUGAAAUGUAUGAGAAGAAUGCCUACCAACGCCUCAUCGACAUUUAUGGCACCCAUUACACCACAGCAGUGAGUCUAGGAGGCAAAGUGGAAACAAUUACAUCCGUCAAAACCUGUGAAGUGUCCAUGAACAGACUGAGUAUUAAAGACAUUGAGAACUGUCUAGAAGCAGAGGCCUCUGCUACUGUAUUAACCAAAGUCAACAUAAGCAGUAAAUGGGAACAUUGCAAAGCAUUACACAAGAGUCUGAACAGAAGCGACAGCUUCAGCGAUGAAUUUUCUGAUCGCAAGACAUAUGUCUAUGGUGGCCACACCGGCACUGAAGAUAUUCUUUUCUCAAAAACCGACUCGGAUGCAAGUGUCUACAAAGCCUGGCUGGAGUCCACCAAGUUAACGCCCGCUGUUGUUACAUUCGCGCUAACACCAUUGCACCAUCUGAUUCAAAAUAAUAUCUUAAAGAAAGAAAAUCUUCAGAAAGCCCUGAGCGAGUACUUCACAGAAGCGGCUUUAUCCGCAAGCUGCACCAGAACAUGCGAGGGAGACUCGAAACCGAGCAAGUCAGACAGAUGCUCUUGUAAAUGCUCUGGCAAUAACAUCCUAAAUAACAUGUGCUGUCCCACGCAGCGAGGCCUUGGCAAUCUCACCGUGUUUAACUUAUAUGCCAAAGAUUUAUAUGGUGACUUAAGAAGUCAAUCAGAUGCAUAUGUUAAGGUUUACUAUGGGAAAAUAUAUAAAAAAACUGAAAUAAUCAAAGACAACGAUAAUCCAAAAUGGAAUGAAACCUUCACGUUUGGUUAUGUUAAACUCUCUAUGGACUCUGAAAUCAAACUGAAAGUCUAUGAUGAUGGCCUCAUUUAUGAUAACUUACUCGGUAAGUGCAACAUCACAAUAAGUAGUGGCACCCAUGUAGAAUCGUGCAGCUUCAAGCAUGGGGUGCUGUAUUUUUCUUACACCUUGGAGUGCGCCCCUAGCCUUGGAGGCCCAACGUGCAAAGAAUAUGCCCCGUCACCGAUACAGUCAGAUCUGGCAAAGAGGCAGCUCCCCAGAAGUUCUGUGCCCAACAAAGGGAGCUCUAGCACAAUAAAGAGAGGGAAUAUGGGGGCAUCAAAACUGGCCUAAGAUUACAGGAGAACCUAAGAGAAGCUUCGCUUAAGUUCAUGUCCUUCUGUUUGUUGUUUAGUCACAUCUACAGCUGAACCCCCAUCCUAAACCGAAGCCUAAAGAAUACUCAGAAAAAUGAAACAAUAAUGUCAAUGGAAAUAUGGUGUACUUUGAAAAGCAAUAAUGAAAAUAAGGAUGGCUCAUUGUAAACACAUUAGGCUCAUGGCGCGAGUCAACUCUGAAUUGGGCGACAAUCAAUCUCGGGACACACCUGGACCAACGUAUUGUCGACAACUAACCUUCUGUUCAUGUCUAGCAGAAAUGGAGAGAAUGCACUAGCGUCGAACGGGCUAACGGACAAGCAGUCUUCAAACUUCUCUGUCUGUCUGUAGUGGGCAAGCUGCGGUGCUAACUACUGUGCCACCAUACCACCGUACAGCGACCUUAAGUAAUCACAAAAGAAAGGUUUUAUUGACACCACUCCAUUUUUUUUUAGUUUAAGUAAGAUACAGGAUGGAAUAUUUUCUAAAAUAAAUACAUGUUGU